This is a messenger RNA of Habropoda laboriosa, 1083 nucleotides long. RefSeq names its product ribonuclease P protein subunit p40-like. The transcript has 6 exons. Gene Ontology annotation, cellular component: ribonuclease MRP complex; multimeric ribonuclease P complex. Gene Ontology annotation, molecular function: ribonuclease MRP activity; ribonuclease P activity. The record is from RefSeq and is a predicted model, not a curated record. Lineage: Eukaryota; Metazoa; Arthropoda; Insecta; Hymenoptera; Apidae. Gene Ontology annotation, biological process: tRNA 3'-end processing; endonucleolytic cleavage in ITS1 to separate SSU-rRNA from 5.8S rRNA and LSU-rRNA from tricistronic rRNA transcript (SSU-rRNA, 5.8S rRNA, LSU-rRNA); tRNA 5'-leader removal. Bases 1 to 1083 code for a protein of 360 amino acids.
AUGCUUAGUCCAAAAGUAUGGAACUUCAAACCUCCUCAACAUCAUUUUUCUAUCGAAAAGAGAGAUUAUAAAAAGAUUGAUGUACCAGACGUAGUCACAUCGCAUUAUUUUAACCAUUCUGUAUCUUUAGUACUUCCUGAUACAGUUAGAAUUCCGGAUGAGUUGUGGACUUGUAUUUCUGAUGAUAGCGACUAUUAUCGAAUUAACGGGCUAAAUGUAUUUGAAUUAAUAAAUAAAGAGUUUAUCGAAGCAUUUGUUAAAACAGGGGAACUGACUCUUUUAUCAAUAGGACACAAAAUAGACUUAGAUAAUUCAGUUGCUAUUACACCAUCUGGGCAUUUAAUAUUAUCUUUAUUAACUGAGGACUUUCAAAAACUGGGUUUAGAAGGCAAGGUUUCCUUCUUUGAUCGUAAAGUGCAUACACGUCGUGUUGUGACUAUUGACUUAAAAUCUGAGAGUUUUACACCUGGCAAAAAGAAUUAUGAACAUACUCGAACAUCGCUAAAGGAGCAUUUUAAUCAAAAGUUUGAUAUAAUUGUAUCAUGGAAUCCACCAGACGAAAACCUGUGUCCAUCAUCAAUAGCAGCAUGGUUUCAUAAACACGAGUAUAGUGUAGUUCUUUGCCAUCAAACUUCUGUACAAAGAAUUGAAUAUUCUUUACCAAUACCAGUAAUUUCAAAUGAACUCGAUAAUGAUAAAUUUUUUGAAUGGCUUGGAGUUCUCAGUAUUUCUGGUGAUUUAAAAAAUGACAAAAAUAAUGAUUAUGUGAACACAUACAAAUGUCCACCUCCAUCUACGGAUGUUGGUCAAGUACGGUAUCUGCAGUGGAUUGGUUUUUUCACAAGAAAACAUAUAACACAUUUGUAUAAUGUCGUAAAAGAAUAUAUAUCAAAGGAAAAUAGUUUACCAUGGGGUGCUUUACAUGUUCAAGGAUUUUUGGAUAGCCCUGUUAGCUGGGAUUUAAGAGAACAUACAUUUUAUACUGAUGGUGACAAUAGUUAUACUAUUGUGUUUAGACCAGCUGCUCCUUCUAUUAUACGAAAAAGUUUAAGUUCAAACAAUAAACCAAGGAUUCUCCAAUAA